CUCUGAGUCGGGAGUGAUUGUGUAGAUGAUUGUUCGAGUGAUACUGUAAGUGUAGUUGGAGUUUAGUUGGGCGUUUGAUAACAUUGUGAGUUAUAUUUUAAUAUAUUGAUAUCCCGUAUAUCACACAUUGGAAGUCCCAGAAAGAGAUUUCAGAAAUUAUCUUGGAGUCGUAUUUCCCAGGGCUUAUGAUGCCGACACAGCGGGACAGUUGCAUGUCCCAGCCCGCCGGAGAGAAUGCACAUCAAAUCCGGGUAAAAGCUUACUACAAGGGGGACAUCAUGAUUACCAGCUUCGAGCCAUCCAUCUUGUACGAAGGUCUUUCCAAUGAGGUGCGAGAGAUGUGCUCCUUUGAGGAUGACCAGCUUUUCACUAUGAAGUGGAUUGAUGAAGAAGGUGACCCUUGUACUGUCUCUUCUCAGUUGGAGUUGGAAGAAGCUCUAAGGCUUUACGAACUGAACAAGGAUUCGGAAUUGAUUAUCCAUGUACUUCCAUGUGUACCUGAAAAACCUGGAAUGCCAUGUCCUGGAGAAGACAAAUCCAUCUAUCGCAGGGGGGCCCGGCGUUGGAGGAAGCUCUACUAUGCAAAGGGACACACCUUCCAGGCAAAGAGGUUUAACAGGCGAGCACACUGUGCCAUUUGUACAGACCGGAUCUGGGGACUGGGGCGCCAGGGGUACAAAUGCAUUAACUGCAAGCUCCUGGUCCACAAGAAGUGUCACAAACUGGUCACCAUAGAAUGUGGAAGACAUGUUAUACAGGAUCCUGCAGAGCCUGUGGGUUCAUCUUCAACACACACUGAUUUACUACCAGCAGUUAUUUCUUACAAAUCUUCAAGUCAUGAUGAAAAUUUGGACCAUGUUGGGGAAGAAAAGGAGGCUAUGAGCAGUAGAGAAAGGGGCAGAGCUCCUUCCAGUUUAGGACUGGCGGACUUUGAUUUAAUCCGUGUCAUUGGCAGAGGCAGCUACGCCAAAGUGCUGUUGGUCCGUUUAAAAAAAACAGAACGCAUCUACGCCAUGAAAGUGGUGAAGAAGGAGCUUGUGAAUGACGAUGAGGAUAUAGAUUGGGUGCAGACGGAGAAACAUGUGUUCGAGCAAGCAUCAAACCACCCGUUCCUCGUGGGAUUGCAUUCCUGCUUCCAGACUGAGAGCAGAUUGUUUUUUGUCAUUGAAUAUGUCAAUGGUGGAGAUUUGAUGUUUCACAUGCAGCGGCAGAGAAAACUUCCAGAAGAGCACGCCAGGUUUUACUCUGCAGAAAUCAGCUUGGCAUUAAACUACCUUCAUGAACAUGGGAUCAUAUACAGAGAUCUGAAACUGGAUAACGUCUUGCUUGAGUCAGAGGGACACAUUAAACUCACUGAUUACGGGAUGUGUAAGGAAGGCUUGCGUCCUGGGGACACCACCAGCACAUUCUGUGGUACUCCCAACUACAUCGCCCCGGAGAUCCUGCGAGGAGAAGAUUAUGGUUUCAGUGUAGAUUGGUGGGCGCUGGGAGUUCUGAUGUUUGAAAUGAUGGCAGGAAGGUCCCCCUUUGACAUUGUGGGAAGCUCUGACAACCCUGAUCAGAAUACAGAGGAUUAUCUAUUUCAAGUUAUUUUGGAAAAGCAAAUCCGUAUCCCACGUUCCCUGUCUGUCAAAGCUGCCAGUGUUCUAAAGGGUUUCCUUAACAAGGAACCCAAGGAACGUCUAGGCUGCCACCCUCAGACAGGUUUCGCUGACAUCAUGGGUCAUCCAUUCUUCAGAAAUGUUGACUGGGACCUUAUGGAGCAGAAGCAAGUGGUUCCUCCCUUCAAACCCAACAUCUCUGGAGAGUUUGGACUGGAUAACUUCGAUGCUCAGUUUACCAAUGAACCUAUACAGCUCACUCCAGAUGAUGACGAUAUUGUCAGGAAGAUUGAUCAGUCCGAAUUCGAAGGCUUUGAAUACAUCAACCCUCUUUUAAUGUCUGCUGAAGAAUGCGUCUAAAUAGAUUAAAAAAAAAAAAAAUGUUGCAUCAGACUCUCCUGCUAUUGCCUAUAAAUGUCUGCAUGGUUAAUAUACUAUCUGAAAUUUUAAAUACUUAAGUUUACCAUCAGCUGCUAAUUAUGCUGAUCUCAUGCCAGUUAGAAUCCAUAAUCCUGGUGUAGCCUGUAACCAACUGUUACCGCAGAUUUCAUACUUUGAUGCAUACGUAAAUUAAUAUUUAGAUGGAAACCUAUAUUCAUUGAUCUUCAAUACAAGUUUGACUAUUUACUGUCAGUAAAAUCUAAGAUCUGUAAAGUAGAACUGGCAUAGUAUUUAUAUUACUGUAUGUAUUCAGGGUAGUAUUAGAAGGUUUCUCUAAACUAAAAACCAAACCAUGUUGAAUUUAAUAUUGAUGUACAAUUGGUAGGUUGCUUAGCUAUUUCCCUCACCAGUCCACAGGUUGUAAUUGGCAGCAAAACUGUUGAAAAUUAAACCAUUCUACUCUUACAGGAAUAAUAUACAAAACGAUACAUGAGCCCCUUGUGUGAUAACGGCUGGAAAAUAAGAUGAUACAGACUAUGAAAGAUUAAAGACUAUUGGUUGCAGAGCUAAAAAUGAGCAGUUAUCUUCACAGCUUAGUUUUAGAAAAUUGUUACAAAGGGACCUCUCCUUUUAAGUCACAGGACGGUGGGGAAAAAAUGUAUAUAUUUGUUAAACUGAAUGGUACUACUGAUAAUGUGUUUUUAGAUUAGAGCCCAAAACAAAUACUUUCAAUGGAGAACUUCCACAGACUUUCUGUGUUGAACAGGACCAAAAACAUUUUUAGUUGUGAAAAAAAAAAAAAAAAAACAGAUCUAUAUAAACAAUGGCAGCUGUACGUGCCAGCACUUCAUUGAGAGUUUCACAGCUGUUACUCAAAGUAGACAUUUUUACAGUCUAAGGGAACACUUCUAUUUUUUUUUUUUAAUGCUGACCAAAGCCUUUUGGAAUCCUUUUUGACAGCCUUUGAAGGAAAGAAUGGUGGUUAUAAAACUGUAUAUAGUAAGAGUAUUUAGAAAGACAGUUCAUUGUUUGAACUGCUGAGAAUACUUUUUAAAACAAGCGUUUCACCCAGAUGAUGUCCAGAACCCUACUUGCUUCAUUCUUUUCAUUCAAAUUCCAUCUCUUAUUUUAUCAACCUCAAUAUUUAAUGGAAAAGGAUGACAACUAAAUGCUUUCGCACUCAGAGUCUAAGAAACGGUAUCACACUUACAUAAUCAUUUCUGCCGAAGUCUAGCGUAAUAUAUCACCUUCGUAUUUGUGCAUUUUCGAAAUGUAUAAUUUAUUGUCAUACUAAAAAGUCAACAAAUCAGCCUUAACGGUAUUUACUUAUUUUAUUUUACCUGUACCAGCCCAGUUCAGGGGUAGUAACAUAAGGACAAACCUUUUGAAAUUAACUUGCAGACACUGUAAUGCACUGAAUGCAUUAAAACCUUGAAGAAAAUAUUGGCUUUUAUGCAUAUUAGGCUUUUUGAGUAGUCCCCAGCUCAUCUUAAUUUGCUGGUAUUUAAACAAGCAGGGUAGCUAAAAGGUGGUGUGACCUGUUAGGAACCAGCUGGCUUGGCUGUGAAGAAUCUGAGUGGAGCUGUAUAUUUACAACCGUCUAGUGAGCACUGAUCUAAACAACAACUUUAGUGUGAUUUUAAGGGUUGGAAACCUGUUUUAGCUUUUCUAUAGAUGAAGGAUAGCUAAAGCUGUAGUGCCUCGGGCAUCUACGAAAGGAAAUCUACACAGACCACACAAAAAUUGUGAGUUCGUCCUUUGCAUGUCAUCUGCAGUUCUGGUGUGACAAUGCAUGCCAAACCUGCAAAUAAAUGUAUAUUGGAACAUUACUAAUAGGUUGAGCAACCUGUACCCUGCUGGGAAAAAACAAUUAUGGCUUAUCCCACUUCAUUUCAGCUGGUGAAUUGUAUCAUAUUGCAAUAUGAAAUAAAACUAUAUGCCAUAGAUGUAAAAUUACCGGGUCACUGUAUAUGAAGCCAAGUAAAUCAGGUAGCCUUGUAUAGAGACUGGUAGUUUCAGUGGAGUCUCCUGUAGAUUCACUCACUGCAUGCACUUGUUGCAGAACCCCUUGGUAUUGCUCAUUUAUUACCCAAUGUCUAAUGUACUGCUGUGUUUUUUGUUUCUUAUCCCCUGUUAACAGUGAAUAGGAUCUGAAAUACAAGAGAAGGUGUUUUGGGAUAACGUGCAUAGGACAGGUCAUUUGAGAUGGUUCUUUAGUGAGCAAUUGUUACAGGCUGUAGUUUUCAUUAACAUCUCUUUAAAAAGUUGUGUUAAAGGCUGAUGUUUUUUCUUUCGAUUGCCAUUAACUUUAGUAUACCCUAACAGGGAAUUUAGUCUUUACUCUCGCGUUUCACCUGUUAUUUUUAUAUUGUUUUACAAACAAAAAUCGUAUAGGUACACUGAAUGAUGGGAGGGGGGACAAAUGUAUCAAUUUUAAUGUGUUAUUUACUUAUGUAUUUUCUUUUUUUUACCUUUUACACUUUUUUUCCUAAAAUGCUUUUCAAACGCUACUUAUUUUUUUACAUGCUGUUACAAAUGCCAUAACACUAUCUCGUUUAAUUGACUCAAUUUGCUUUUAUUGUAAUUUUGUUUUGUUCACGGGUAAAAUGUCUACAAUAUACUGUACUGCAGUCAAAGUGGAAAACAAGUCAGGUACCCGGGUAAUCGGGGAACAGUCCAGCUAGCAAAGCACUUCUCUUUUAUAAUGAAUCAUUCUAACACAUAUGGAAAUCUUACUGCUACUUU
Molecule: messenger RNA, 4727 nt
Organism: Polyodon spathula (Mississippi paddlefish)
Lineage: Eukaryota; Metazoa; Chordata; Actinopteri; Acipenseriformes; Polyodontidae
Product: protein kinase C iota type
Exons: 18
Coding region: 186-1961 (591 amino acids)
Biological process (GO): protein phosphorylation
Molecular function (GO): ATP binding; diacylglycerol-dependent serine/threonine kinase activity; protein binding
Source: RefSeq, a predicted model, not a curated record